Molecule: messenger RNA, 357 nt
Organism: Blastomyces dermatitidis ER-3
Lineage: Eukaryota; Fungi; Ascomycota; Eurotiomycetes; Onygenales; Ajellomycetaceae
Exons: 1
Coding region: 1-357 (118 amino acids)
Source: RefSeq, a predicted model, not a curated record
AUGCCGCAGCCCUGGACAAUUUUGAAGCAUCUGAGAUGCGCCAGUCCGUCCGGUCACUUCUUCUUCAUGCAAUGCAGAGUAUGUGGACAGCAACCAACUCAGCCUGUCGGAGAAUUAGUGUCACCGUCAGCCCAGUUUGCAGACUUUAAACGGUACAUUUGUGUAACAUGUAUCCGUGAAUUUUCUGUGGUUCAAUCCGCGGACUUUUUAGGAGGUUCGUACGUCAGCGACAUCGAGAUUUCAAUGACCUCGACUGUCAAAUGUACGAGCACGAGACGAGAUAUGAAACUUAUGCAUCAGGAAUCAUGGUCGCUAGACUUUGAAGAAAAAGGAGAGGAACAUAGAAAAGGCGGCUAG